Molecule: messenger RNA, 1702 nt
Organism: Nothoprocta perdicaria
Lineage: Eukaryota; Metazoa; Chordata; Aves; Tinamiformes; Tinamidae
Gene: PMP22
Product: peripheral myelin protein 22
Exons: 5
Coding region: 39-515 (158 amino acids)
Cellular component (GO): plasma membrane
Source: RefSeq, a predicted model, not a curated record
CCUCGGCCCCGCGACCUCGGCCCCCGGCUACCGCCAAGAUGCUGCUUUUGCUGCUGGGCAUCAUCGUGCUCCACGUCUCCGUGCUGGUCCUGCUCUUCGUUUCCACCAUCGUCAGUCAAUGGCUCGUGGGCACGGGGCACACGGCGGACCUGUGGCAGAACUGCACCACCGGCAGCAUCUUCCACUGCGUGACGUCCUCCACGAACGAAUGGCUGCAGUCUGUCCAGGCGAUGAUGAUCCUCUCCAUCAUCUUCAGCGUCUUGUCCUUAUUCCUGUUCUUCUGCCAGCUCUUUACGCUCACCAAGGGAGGACGAUUUUACGUUACUGGAAUCUUCCAAAUCCUUGCUGGGCUCUGCGUGAUGAGCGGCGCGGCCAUCUUCAYGGUGCGGCACACGGACUGGCAUCCGCCCGCGGCUGACGUCUCCUUCGGCUUCGCCUACAUCCUGGCCUGGGUGGCCUUCCCGCUGGCCCUCAUCAGCGGCGUCAUCUACGUCAUCCUACGGAAGCGCGAGUGAGCCCGCGGCGGGGCCGCGCGCGGCCACUCCUGGCGUCCGCGGAGGGGACGGAGGCGGGGGAAAAGAGACGAGAAAACGGAAUAGAAAAUUAACCAAAAAACCCCAAAAACACCCACAGAGAAAAGGAAUAAACCCUCCCACCAACACCCAACCCCAAAAGGAAACACGCAAAGGGUUACUUGUUAAUUGAAGAUGUAUAUAGUAUCUAUGGUUUAAAAAACCUAUUUAUAACACUUUUUACAUAUAUGUACAUAGUAUUGUUUGCUUUUGUUGACCAUAUGCUAUGUUUUAAAGCCUAAAGAAAGUGCCUGAAGAACUAUUACUCCUAACAGUGUAACACCAGCGCGGUGGUUUUCUUUCAUGCAAAAUCUGCUUUGACCUGGUCCUUCUUUCCCAGCCCUAAAUGAAUCCUUAGGAGAGAGGAAAAAAGAAAAAAGAGGGGAAAAAAAAAAAAAAGAGCCCUGCCUGCUUUUAGGUUGGCCUGAAUCAGUGCUGCUCCCCUGACCAGGGCGGCCUCGCGCCGGCUGGAGGGCCGUCCCGCUGCGCGCGGUGCGGCGAUCCUCCCAGCCGCAGCGCGUGCACAGGUAUGAUGGGAGACGCUUCCCGGAGGUGCCAGGGCUUCUGGAGCGCCACCUUCACUUGUCCCAAGUGCCUAAAUGACUCGUGUGCCUGAGCGCCCUGGCCUCGCCAUCACACCCCCGUGGGAAUUUGGGCUCCCGACUCACUUAGGUGCCGGCCGCGCUGCUCGGGGCCGGUCCGUGCCGGGCCGCUCCGGCGGGUCCCCGGCCCAAGCGCUGGGAUGCUCGUGACCUYGGCGUGGGCUUUGGCCUUGCCGCCCGGAUAAGCUGCCGAUGGGAUGGACGCCACCCCGGCGUAGCUACGGAAUCCAAUACCAGAUAUACGAAAUGGUGCUAUCUAUUUACCAUUCCUUAUACUGCUAGCCAUUUAACCUUAUUCACUGGAAAUUCAGUUAACAACCUGGCAGUAAACACGACGCUAGAACCGUGAAAUAAUUCUGUGUAAUAUAAGUGACCUAUAACUGCUUUUUGUACUUAGAUGACUUGCUCUUGCUGUUAUUUUUAAUAAAGCAUUUAUAACCAAGGUCCCCGUUUUCCUCCCCUGUGGUCGAGAGGAGCAGAACCGGCUCCGGGGGGUGCCCCGCGGGUCUCCGCUGCCGGAGCGGGAUG